GUCGCAGAAUUAUUGCGUCAUUCGUGCUGCGCCUCCCUUUAAUCUGCAUGGCUAAGGAGCACAGCUAGCUAAAGCAGAUUUUGUUGUUUUAUCCGGUAAAAAAACGAAUGUUGAAUUAGUUUCCAAUAAUCAGCGGAAUGGCGGACGCAAUACAAAAGAAGCUACAGUCCGAGUUGGAAAAAUAUCAACAGAUCCAAAAAGAUAUCAGUAAAAGCAUGUCAGCCCGACAGAAACUUGAGGCUCAGCUUACAGAGAAUAACAUAGUUAAAGAGGAGUUUGACUUGUUGGACAACCAAAAUACCGUUUACAAGUUAAUUGGACCAGUUUUGGUAAAACAAGACCCAGAUGAAGCAAAAGCAACAGUAGCCAAAAGGCUCGAGUACAUCAACGGAGAAAUCAAACGAUAUGAGACGUUACUGAAAGACCUGGAGCGAAAGUCUGAACAGCAUCGCGAGACACUUGCCAGCUUGCAGCAAGAGUUCCAACGUGCUCAGGGCCUUCCUGUUGGCAAAGUCUAAUUUGUGAAUGGAUUAUGAAUAAACCCCAUUAUUUAUA
Messenger RNA from Silurus meridionalis, 555 nucleotides. It is a transcript of the gene pfdn6, whose product is annotated as prefoldin subunit 6. Gene Ontology annotation, biological process: protein folding; chaperone-mediated protein complex assembly. The record is from RefSeq and is a predicted model, not a curated record. Gene Ontology annotation, cellular component: cytoplasm; prefoldin complex. The coding region runs from base 138 to 518 and encodes 126 amino acids. Gene Ontology annotation, molecular function: protein-folding chaperone binding. The transcript has 4 exons. NCBI's taxonomy places the organism in Eukaryota, Metazoa, Chordata, Actinopteri, Siluriformes, Siluridae.